This is a messenger RNA of Coffea eugenioides, 504 nucleotides long. RefSeq lists its product as uncharacterized. The transcript has a single exon. The record is from RefSeq and is a predicted model, not a curated record. NCBI's taxonomy places the organism in Eukaryota, Viridiplantae, Streptophyta, Magnoliopsida, Gentianales, Rubiaceae. Bases 1 to 504 code for a protein of 167 amino acids.
AUGACAGUUGGAGGAGGCCAGGGAGGUAACCAACAGGGUCAGGACCAGGGGAGUAAUGUCGAAAGCCCUGGAAAUAAUGCGGGUAGUCGCGAGGGAGAUGACCGUGCCUUAGAACGGUUCCAAAAGUUUGUACCUACGAAAUUUAUAGGUGGAUCUAACCCUGACUUAGCGGAGGGUUGGUUGGACCGCAUGUUGGAUAUAUUUGCUGUGCUUGGGUAUUCAGAGGAGCGGCAAAUAUCUUUUGUUGUUUUUCAAUUUGAGGGGGCUGCCCGAACUUUGUGGAAUGUGAUUAAGGCCAAAUGGGAGCGGGAACAGACCCCCUGGACGUGGGUCAACUUUACAUGGGAAUUUAAUGAGAAAUAUUUGCCACCUAUUGUACAAGAGAGGUGGGAGGAUGAUUUUAUCCGCCUGCGCCAAGGGUCAUCCAGUGUGGCGGAGUACGAAACUCAGUUUACGAAACUCUCUCGCUUCGCUCCGGAUCUGGUGCAAACGGAGCAAAAGUGA